AUGUCUUCAUCAAAGUCUCCAUACGAGCAGAAGGACUUGAAAAAUAGCUCCACUGAGAUACAUGCUACGGAGCAAGAUAAUGAAAUCGAAUAUUUUGAAACAGACUCCAAUGAUCGUCCAUCCUCGCAACCGCAUUUAGACUACGAGCAGCAUAAUACUUCCGCCGUGCGCAGGUUUUUCGACUCUUUCAAGAGAGCCGACCAAGGCGGACAGGAUGAGUCGGAAGCAGUGCAAAUGAACGAUCUUACAUCAGCCAUAUCACCCUCUUCCAGAAACGCCCAGGGACUAGAAAAGAACGACAGCACCGACAAGAUAAAUCCUCCCGCGGGCAAUAAGUCUGGCUCGCUGAAGAAAACCAUCCAACCCAGACAUGUCUUGAUGAUUGCCCUGGGUACCGGUAUUGGUACUGGGUUGCUGGUUGGUAACGGUACAGCGCUAGUUCAUGCAGGCCCUGCUGGGCUGCUUAUUGGCUACGCUAUCAUGGGUUCUAUCUUGUAUUGUAUUAUCCAGGCCUGUGGUGAAUUGGCCUUGGUGUAUAGUAACCUGACUGGUGGUUACAAUGCGUACCCCAGUUUUCUUGUGGACGACGGGUUCGGAUUCGCUGUAGCCUGGGUCUACUGUUUGCAAUGGCUGUGUGUUUGUCCUCUGGAAUUGGUGACUGCAUCCAUGACUAUUAAGUACUGGACAACGUCCGUGAAUCCAGACGUGUUCGUCAUUAUUUUCUAUGUUUUGGUCAUCACUAUCAACAUUUUCGGUGCUCGUGGUUACGCAGAAGCAGAAUUCUUCUUCAACUGUUGUAAGAUUUUGAUGAUGACAGGGUUUUUCAUUCUGAGUAUUAUCAUCGAUGUCGGUGGUGCUGGUAAUGACGGUUUCAUUGGCGGUAAAUACUGGCAUGAUCCGGGCGCCUUCAACGGUAAGCAUUCCAUUGACAGGUUUAAGGGUGUUGUAGCCACAUUAGUGACCGCAGCCUUCGCUUUUGGUGGUUCCGAGUUUAUUGCCAUCACCACUGCCGAACAGUCUAACCCAAGAAAGGCAAUUCCAGGUGCCGCCAAGCAAAUGAUUUACAGAAUCCUGUUCCUGUUCUUGGCUACCAUCAUCAUGCUAGGUUUCUUAGUGCCAUAUAACUCCGAUCAAUUAUUGGGAUCUGGCGGUGGUGGUACUAAGGCCUCACCAUAUGUCAUUGCCAUUGCAUCCCACGGGGUCCGUGUUGUCCCACAUUUCGUCAAUGCUGUUAUCUUACUAUCAGUCUUGUCCAUGGCCAACUCCUCCUUUUAUUCCAGCGCUCGUUUAUUUUUGACCCUAUCCGAACAAGGCUACGCUCCCAAGUUUUUCUCUUAUAUUGACAGAGCCGGCAGACCCUUGAUUGCCAUGGGUGUUUCCGCAUUGUUCGCCGUCAUUGCCUUCUGUGCAGCAUCCCCCAAGGAAGAGCAAGUCUUCACUUGGUUACUGGCGAUUUCCGGUCUAUCUCAACUUUUCACAUGGACUGCCAUUUGUUUCUCUCAUAUCAGAUUUAGAAGGGCCAUGAAAGUUCAAGGUAGGUCCUUGGGUGAAUUAGGUUUCAAAUCUCAAACCGGUGUUUGGGGGUCCAUGUAUGCCUGUAUCAUGAUGUUGUUGAUUCUAAUUGGCCAAUUUUGGGUCGCCAUUGCCCCUAUUGGUGAAGGUAAGCUAGAUGCUCAAGCCUUCUUUGAGAACUAUUUGGCGAUGCCAAUCCUGAUUGCUCUCUACGUUGGUUAUAAGAUAUGGACCAAGGAUUGGAAACUGUUCAUCAGGGCUGAUAAGAUCGACUUGGAAUCUCACAGACAAAUCUUUGAUGAAGAGUUGAUUAAACAAGAAGACGAAGAAUACAGAGAACGUUUGAGAAAUGGUCCUUAUUGGAAGAGGGUCGCUGCUUUCUGGUGUUAA
This is a messenger RNA of Saccharomyces kudriavzevii IFO 1802, 1902 nucleotides long. RefSeq names its product amino acid transporter AGP1 (gene AGP1). Bases 1 to 1902 code for a protein of 633 amino acids. Lineage: Eukaryota; Fungi; Ascomycota; Saccharomycetes; Saccharomycetales; Saccharomycetaceae. The transcript has a single exon. Gene Ontology annotation, biological process: amino acid transmembrane transport. Gene Ontology annotation, molecular function: amino acid transmembrane transporter activity. Gene Ontology annotation, cellular component: membrane. The record is from RefSeq and is a predicted model, not a curated record.